UGUAUAUAAAAUAUGUAUUGUCUUAGUUCAAUUUCAGUCGUGAGGAAAAAACUGCAACAUAUAAUUCUCGGUCAUUACACAAUACAAUCAAUUCAAUAACGAUGGAUCCCAAAAAAUUAUUUAUGCGACCCACCACAAAACGUGUACUAAUUAUAGGUGCCGGAGCCGCAGGUCUAUGUGCAUUGAAACGUGCACUUGAGUAUAACAUGGAACCUGUAGUAUAUGAACAAACUGACGAAAUUGGUGGAUAUUGGAACUGCAGAAAAGAAAUUCCAUCAGAUAAAUCCGAGGAAGAAAUCAAUUGCAGCACAUACGAGGAUUCAUUCAUAAAUUUACCAAAAGAACUUAUGGAAUAUCCAGAUUACCAAUAUUCUGAUCAACUUAAAGAUUCCUUUAUCUUGUCAAUGGAAGUUUUAAAUUAUUUGCAUUCAUAUGCUGAGCAUUUUGCUUUAAGAAAAUAUAUCAAAAUUUUACAUGAGGUGAUCAGAGUACGUAGACGUAAUGGAGAAUGGGAAGCUUUUAUUUGGAACACUGUUGCUAACAGCUAUGAUUUUGAAUUUUUUGAUUAUGUUUUUGUUUGUACUGGACAUAAUCGAAAACCAUAUUAUCCAAAUAUACCGGGCAGGGAACUAUAUAAAGGCAAACAAAUGAAUUGUCAUUUGUAUCGUACACCACAAAUUUUUAAAGAUACCAAUGUUCUAAUCGUAUGCUAUGAUAUUUGCGGCUUGGAUAUAGUCAAACAGAUUUCCAAAACAGCAGAUACAGUUUAUUUGUCCCACAACUUUUUACCACCACCGGAUACUACAUUUAUGUCAAAUGUUAUUCAAAAACCUUAUGUCAAAGAAUUAACUGAAGCUGGCGCGGUUUUCUUGGAUGAUAGUCAAGUAGCAUUUUCAAAUAUAAUAUACUAUACAGGAUAUCAAUAUUCAUAUCCAUGCCUAAGCACAGAUUGUGAUCUACGUUUGCGCAACAAUCGAGUUUAUCCACUCUACAAACAUAUCAUCAAUAUUAAUAAUCCAACUAUGGCUUUGAUAGGUAUUCCAACUAACGUCAUACCAUUGCAAUUGUAUGAUCUGCAAGUACGUUUUGCACUGCAGUAUUUCACUUAUACUAAGGAAUUACCCAGUGCUGAAGAAAUGUUGAGAGAGGUGGAAGAAACAUAUGAGAAACGCUUACAAGGUGGGUUAACAGAACGGCAAUCACAUCAAAUGGGAGAAUUACAGUAUGAUUACUAUAAGGAGUUAUCGGAAACUGCUGACAUUGAGAAUAUAAAGCCAGUUGUGCAAAAGAUACGAGCUGAUUUUGAUGCUAAGAAUGUCAGUGAGUUGGAGAGUUAUCGAAAUAGUUGUUAUGAGAUUAUUGAUAAUCAUAACUUUGUUAAGUGCACCAUAAAGGAAUAAUUUCGUUAGAUAUAAGAGUGUAUGUAUAUUAUUCCAAAACUGAAUCAAUAAUCUAAUAAA
Molecule: messenger RNA, 1460 nt
Organism: Teleopsis dalmanni
Lineage: Eukaryota; Metazoa; Arthropoda; Insecta; Diptera; Diopsidae
Product: senecionine N-oxygenase-like
Exons: 5
Coding region: 102-1400 (432 amino acids)
Molecular function (GO): N,N-dimethylaniline monooxygenase activity; flavin adenine dinucleotide binding; NADP binding
Source: RefSeq, a predicted model, not a curated record